Lampris incognitus (smalleye Pacific opah) is the source of this 4463-nucleotide messenger RNA. RefSeq names its product TEA domain family member 3 a (gene tead3a). Gene Ontology annotation, biological process: hippo signaling; embryonic organ development; regulation of transcription by RNA polymerase II. The transcript has 13 exons. Gene Ontology annotation, molecular function: DNA-binding transcription factor activity, RNA polymerase II-specific; RNA polymerase II cis-regulatory region sequence-specific DNA binding. The record is from RefSeq and is a predicted model, not a curated record. Gene Ontology annotation, cellular component: transcription regulator complex. NCBI's taxonomy places the organism in Eukaryota, Metazoa, Chordata, Actinopteri, Lampriformes, Lampridae. The annotation marks the transcript as partial.
AAAGCCACGCCUCUAUAUUUUUUCCUCCGUGCGUUCUUGUUCGCGACAAACGCCGCUCGUGUUUGGGAUUCCGCGUUUUCUCUCAAAAACCUGCAAAGGGUUUCAUCAAAGGGAGGGAAAGUCGUGCGGAUUGCUCUGAGGCAGGUUUCCGGUGGAAAGGCGGCCGAAGGAGCGGAAGCGGCGGCCGGAGCGUUUGAGAGGUGUGCUGUGGCCGGAGCCGUCAUCAUUGCGUCGGAGUGGAGUUGCCGUGGCAGCCCUGAUGGAGGGCAGGAGGAUGGUGGGGAUGGGGAGGGGCUUGGGGACGGACCAGACCGGGGUCUGGAUGGCGACCCGGAGGGAGUGUGGAGCCCAGACAUUGAGCAGAGCUUUCAGGAAGCUCUGGCAAUCUACCCGCCCUGCGGCCGGAGGAAGAUAAUACUGUCAGACGAGGGCAAGAUGUACGGUCGCAAUGAACUGAUAGCUCGCUACAUCAAGCUGCGUACAGGAAAGACACGAACACGCAAACAGGUGUCUAGUCACAUACAGGUUCUGGCACGCAAGAGGGUACGAGAAUAUCAGGCGGGCAUCAAGGCCAUGAACUUGGACCAGGUAUCCAAAGAUAAGGCCUUACAGACUGUAGCCAACCUCUCAUCCGCUCAGAUUGUCUCUGCUAGCGUGAUGAAACCCCAAGCUCCCUUCCCUCCACCCGUCAGGUUUUGGCCAAGUCCGAUCCCAGGACAGUCUGGACAUUCUCAGGACAUCAAGCCCUUUGCACAGCCCCCAUACACUACAUUACCUGCUCCUGUCCCCACGGCCAUCAGUUAUGAGCCCAUGCCAACCCCUCGUCCUGCAGCUGUACCAACGGCACUAUGGCAGGACAGAACCAUCGCCUCGGACAAGCUACGCCUGCUGGAGUACUCUGCCUUUAUGGAGGCGCAAAAAGACAACGAAACGUAUAAACACCUUUUCGUACACAUCAGCCAGUCAGACCCGGGCUUCAGUGACCCUGUGUUGGAGUCUGUAGACGUCAGGCAGAUCUACGACAAGUUCCCCGAGAAGAAAGGAGGCCUGAAGGAGCUUUAUGAGAACGGACCGCACAACGCUUUCUUCCUGGUCAAGUUCUGGGCGGAUCUGAGCGGUGACAUAGAGGAGGGUCCCGGUGUAUUUUAUGGUGUUAGCAGUCAGUACAGUGGGACAGAGAACAUCACCAUCAGCGUCUCUACCAAAGUUUGCUCCUUUGGCAAACAGGUGGUUGAGAAAGUUGAGACGGAAUAUGCCCGAGUGGAAGGGGGGAAGUGUAUGUUUCGUAUUCACCGCUCCCCGAUGUGUGAAUACAUGAUAAACUUCAUCCAUAAACUCAAACACCUGCCAGAGAAAUAUAUGAUGAACAGUGUACUGGAGAACUUCACCAUCCUACAGGUGGUGUCAAACAGAGAAACACAAGAAACUCUGCUCUGCAUCGCCUUUGUGUUUGAGGUGUCCACCAGUGAACACGGAGCCCAAUACCACGUUUACCGGCUGGUUAAGGACUAGACCUCAGGCCGGCACCAGGCUAUGUACAUGCAGAGACUCUCUCCAUAGACUUUCUGACACACAUAACACUAACGUUUGCAUACACAGAUCCCCGUCAUAACGGAUAGAGCCAGAGUCAUAGCGCCAUCACACUGGCUGAGUGAAUGCAUCUGUCGCUGCCACCAACCAUCGGCACAUUCAUGCGAGGAUCCUGUGGUUUGAAGUUAAAUUCAUUUGGUGUAGCUUUUGAGGGUUUAUUCUUGUUGGAAAUCAUAAUUAGUAAGUUUUCUUAAGUUUUUGUAAGUAAUGAAUAAGUUUUGUGGUGUUUUCUUUCUGUAAUUAAGCAGCCACAAAAGUAAAUCAACAUGUAAAAUAUAUUCAGCACAUUAUUCACUGUCUGGUUUAAGAGAUCACCGUUCAGCUGAACUAUUACAUCAUUUUAACUGCAUUUUUAUACACACAAAGGUCAAGUUGCAAGCGUCACAGAAGUUAUCACAGAUGGGAUAAAACUGUCCGCUUUAACAGGUGUGUAGUUUCACACAGUAGGACUUAUUUUUUCCAACAUCCAACAUAUGCAAUGCUUAACAUUGCAAAUGAAGACAACGCAUCGAUUUGUUACUUAUGGGCCUUCUCAUUUACAUGGAGCGUCCAUCGGAGAGCAUUUGCACUCAAUUUGAUAGGGGUGAUUGACAGUUUUAGGGAUGUUUGAGACCCCGUGAUAAAUUAUGCAUCCUGUCAGCGUUCAUUUAACUACACUAUAACAGAUGUUCCCUUGUUGUGUAGGAACUGAAUGGCUUGCUUUAGUUGGUUUUACAAACUAAAACUGGGGGAUCGUCUAGAGCAGCGGUCCCCAACCACCGGGCCACGGACCAGCACCGGGCCGCAAAGCAUUUGCUACCGGGCUGUGAGGAAACUAUAUAAUGCGUCAAAAAAAGAAAAAAAAAAGAAAAAAGAAAAGAAAAAAGGAAAAAAAUAUUUUAAAAAAUCUGAAUAAUAAACAUAUUAACAUUAUAGGCUAUUUGUGCGGUAAUUACGUUGAACUUGGCACGGUCUGUCUGUGCUUCACCUUUCCUCACCAUUCCCUGUCACGCCCACAACAGGAUGAGGAUACUGAUGUUGAACUUGGAGUAAUGCAACGCACGCGAGGUCAUCAGUCAGUUGCAACUAGCUAGCUACCGUGAGUCAAAAAACAACGUCGCUCGAGUUUCUUCAGGAGAGGUAGGAGAGAUGAAAGGUCCAACGAUGAUAACGCAGAGACAGCAGAGGCUGAGACUGCAAAAAAAAAAAGAAAGUUUCCUUCAAAAGGAAAUGCAACGAGUCGUACCUACAAUACGUCUUUAUUGCCACCGAUGACUCGCAUGUCAUGACCAUCUUGUUGCAGGGAAACAAGCCCAGGGCUCCCACUGAUUGAGUGAUAUUGGUAAGUUGCAAUGUUUUUAAAGUGUUCAUGCGAGGAAAAUAUGCGCUGUGUUUAAUAUCCAAACGUUACUUAAAUGUUAUUAUGCUAUUGACUAACUUAUAUUCCAGUCGUGAUCCCCCGCGACCGGUCCGCAAGAAUAUUGUCAAUAUUAAACCGGUCCGCCAUGCAAAAAAAGGUUGGGGACUCCUGGUCUAGACAAGAGUCCGACCUCGCCUCUAACCAUAAAGUCCAGUUAGCCCGAGUUUAAAGACAUUACAUGUUUUCAGUGUAAAAGUUAAGUUAAUGUAUAAAUGAGUGCCCUGUGGUAUACAAACGGGGAGGCCCUCCACCAUUUCACAGGGAGCGCUAGAUAGCUGCUCAAGUUUUCCAGUGGUACUUAAUGUUAAGGGAAAAACGUUAAGGUCAAAGCCUGUGCACAAAUUGUUUGGGUGGAUUUUUCUCCUUAAACACAAAGGAAUUGGGUAAAACCGUUUUCCUGACGGCGGAUCAGUCAAUUUGCCAUCAAAUCAUCAGCAGUCUCCAUAUUUUGCCAUGUAUAUUUUUUAUGUUUCUCACACUAACGUGGCAGCCGAAGCUUGAACGAACGAACAGACGCUGUCCAUUGAAAACGAUACUGUUGUGUUUUCAGCUUGAAAGCGUGUGGGCUGGCUGCAGUAUUUCUACCUCCACAUGGGUUGUGAUAAGAAUGUGUUCUGGUUCAUUAAGCCUUAACCUGAGCAGCACUGAUGUAUAGGACGUGUACACUACACUUCUAAAUGGUACUGUUUCUAAGCCAAACUAAUAUUAGUAGACUCAUUUUGUACAGGUGAAUUAUCUUGUUUUGUAUUUUGUCAGCACAGCUAGGUGUGUUUCGGCCAAGCAUCAUAAACGGUGUGGCUUUGGGCUAGUUGUCAUUUUUAACUAACGUAUGCAAAAAAAAAACAAAAAAAAGCAUCAGGGCACGGAGCCACGCUAAAAUCACCACUCGAGUGCACUGUGGUACAUUUUGCCUGACAACACUAAGAAAUAGCCAAUCUGCCUUUUGUUCUUUUCUUCUUUUUUUUUUCUUCUUUUUUUUUGUGUGAUUAAAAGGACGUGUCUUUUUAACUCUGGUAACCCGCCUCAAUUUUUGGCUAGAGCCGGCCCCGUCACAUUUCAAGCUGCCUAUGGCCUUUUUUUUUUCUUUUUUUUUUAACUGAGAAAAAGUGCCACGGUGUGUUGAUUUAAAAUUUCUAUUUGUGUGGUCAACGAACGGCUAAAGACUUGAAGCUUAUUGGCGGAGACUGUUAUACAAGUUUGACAUCAAAUCAAAACUUACUGUCGGGCAAUGGUUCUCUACUUAAAUAGUGCGGACCCAAACUAUUUGUUUUUUAUUCUGAUGGGUAGUUUGUUGUGUUCAUCUGUUGUAUUGGGUCUAAAGACUGAAAAGACGUCUGGGUCGGAGUUGAGAACCACUGCUGGUUAUAGGUAGCUUGUUUUUUUCUGUGGUUGACUUUGCCUUCUUAUUCCUCUGGUCAAGUCUGCUCAGUGCAAUCUGUUCAUUUAUUCUCUACAAUAAAAUAACAUGGUGCCA